Molecule: messenger RNA, 2608 nt
Organism: Lineus longissimus
Lineage: Eukaryota; Metazoa; Nemertea; Pilidiophora; Heteronemertea; Lineidae
Product: protein lin-9 homolog
Exons: 16
Coding region: 19-1659 (546 amino acids)
Biological process (GO): regulation of transcription by RNA polymerase II; DNA-templated transcription; regulation of cell cycle
Cellular component (GO): nucleoplasm; transcription repressor complex
Molecular function (GO): DNA binding
Source: RefSeq, a predicted model, not a curated record
AAUAGAGGCGCGAUCAAAAUGGCGGAUGAAGCGCUCGAAAAUUCUUCAGCGGAAGCCCUUGUCAGCCUCAAGGAAGGCAAAGGGAAUAGUUUUACACCGCCUCGACGGGCAAAUGACUUUUUAAAAAUUCGCCUGCAGCCACCACGCAUGAAGAAGAAAAACCGAUUGAUCUUUAACGAUGACGAGGAAACUGAACUAGCGAAUAUGCGGUCGCCACGGAAACAAUCCAAAUUAUCGUCGCCGGUAAGUCGGAUUAGGAUGAAAGGUUCGCUCAGCACACCAGACAAGAAGGCAGCUCAGGCGACUGGUGUACGAUUAAGAAACCUCCUCAAGUUACCCAAAGCUCACAAAUGGGUUUGUUACGAAUGGUUCUUCUCAAAUCUUGACAUCCCUCUGUUUAUUGGAGAGAAUGACUUCUGCAUAUGCUUGAAAGAAUCGUUCCCUCAACUCAAGUUGAGUAAAAUGCGACGAGCUGAGUGGUCCAUUCUCAGAAGACUCAUGGGAAAACCCAGAAGAUGUUCGCCGUCUUUCUUCUUGGAGGAGCGACAGGCCUUGAAUGCAAAACGAGAAAGAAUCAGGUUAUUACAGCAGAGGAAAGUGACGGAACUAAAAAAUUUGAAAGAUUUACCAGAAGAAGUCCCUAUGCCUCUAGUCAUUGGAACAAAAGUGACAGCUCGUUUGAGGAAGCCCCAGGAUGGCCUAUUCACAGGUUCGAUAGAUGCUUUAGAUACGGUGAACAAUACUUACAGAGUAACGUUUGAAAGGGCAGGACUAGGAACACACUCGAUACCAGAUUAUGAAGUAUUAAGUAAUGAGCCACAAGAAACUAUGCCGCUGUCAUCAUUCCAACAAAAACACCGGCCAAGACAAAACAUAUUUACGCCGCCGCGGUUCAUACCAGGAUUACAGUCGCCACAGCUGGAAAAUGACCCAUUAUUAGGUGGAUCACCGGCGCGAGGACAUGUGUUGUCAAUGGAAGGCGGCACGUAUGGAGGAUUCCCUAUCAAAUUUUUAGUUCUUGUGACACGACUUUCAAAAAUUCUUUCAAUUAAAAAAGAUUGGAUCAACAAGCUCAAGAACAUGAAUACAGAGGCGGAAAAAAAGAUGUGUCGAGAUAUGUGGUGUCCCGAAAUGUUUAAUGAACUGUAUGGAAAAUCGUUCGAGGAGCCCAUCGAUAUGGACUUUCAGAAGAAGUAUGCCAGCGUCGUGUUAGAAUUAGAAACUCUCAAUAGAGAUCUCAAUGAAUAUUUGUCUGGGGUGCAGCAGUAUUGUUCAGAGAUUGCACCGGACCAUGGCAUCCGGGCGUUAGAACAACCCAAUGAAUUGAAGAAGAAAUGUGAGCGUGAAGCAGACGACACUGUCGCACGGAAUAACGCCGCGCAGGGCAAACGAUGUGUCAAGAAUGACAAGUCUCUCAAGCUAGUUGCCAAGCUUACAUCACUGCUGUAUCAGAUCAAGAACUUUGCGGAGAAUGACUUGAACUCGUUUGAAUUCAAGUCGUUACAAGAUUCGUUGAGUGAGAUUAAGGACACUUUGGAGCCUGGGAAUAUCAGUGUGUUCCAAAAUAACGUCGAGAUCCAUGUGAACCAUAUCCAGAGUGGUCUCAGUCAGAUGGGAAACCUGAGUGCCUUCUCGGAGACAGCUGCAUUCUCGAUAUGAACGUCAGACAACGAGUCUGAACAAUACUGUGCCAAAGAAUGUAUUGUCUUUGUCGGUGUAUGACCAACUGCUGUGACUUUGUGUUAUCAGAGCAGCACAUGCAGUGUUCUUGACAGGUUGACCGGCAAACUCGGCUGCUUCACGAUGGAGAGUGUGACUUUGUGUAGGACUCGCUGAUGAUACUGAAAAAAUGUUGGCCGAGUUGCGAAUUCAGUGCAUUACUGAGGGACAGGAUAUCUUCAUUAGGAAGUUAGGUGGAUGUGGGAUUUGCUUAAAAAAAGGGAAAAUGUUUUGCAGAGAUUGGAAACGCUCGUGAGACAUUCUUAUGCUACAGAAAAUUAUGGAAUUGGCCCCUGCAUUCAGGCAACUGCGAGGGGGGGUCCCUCAUUGUUUCUUCACUGCGUUUGGAGAAUAGAUGAGUCUACUGACAUGAUGAUGUGGGGAUAGGAUACAGAAGCCGGGGAAAAAUUGUAUAUUUGUACAGUUGCUAUAUACUGUGUUUACUUGUUUAAGCCAUUCGAGGGGCACCUGUUAUACAUAGGCCUAAUAUUACAGGUAAAGUAGACUGUGAGUACAGGUGCCCAAGACCGGCUUAAACAUGUUGACCCAGUGUUAGUUGAUAAUUCUGUGGCAAUACAGAUUCUGAUUUUCGCGUCUGUAGAAUAUUGUAAAUAGUGUCUCAGUUUAUGUCACUUGUCAUAAUGAAAAUAGAGCUAUUCAGAUCAUCCAACUAUGCAUAUUAAGAUAAUCAUGUGCAUUUGUAAACAAUAUUGUGUGUAUAUUUCCAAACAUACGUGUGCUGAUGAACAGUGCCAACUUAAACAUGGAAGGGAAGGGAUUUUGGGAGUUAGUGAAGAAAAUUUCAAUGAGACAUGACAAGUAAUGAAAUCAAGAUGGCACACUUUAUUUCUGUAGCUAUAUCUAAAUAAACCGAUGAAAAUUAUGUAAA